GUUAGAACCAUAGCACAGUAAACACUGUCAACCGAUAUCGUCAGACAACUGCCGCAGAGUCUCGACAGACAAACACAGAGAGAGAGAGAGAGAGAGAGGGAGGAAUGAGCAAUAAACAGAGAAGCAUCAAGCUGUUCUGUCCCUUAGUAUCAAAGGCGGUAUGGUUGGUUGUGUGGGACGAGCAGAGACUCGACCUGGGCUCCAUAGCUCGGACCUUUGGGCUCGACCCAUCAACUCUCAAGCUCAAUGGUCACUUCAUUAGUAGAGGGGUUGAUUUCAUAGCCUCCUCAGUCACCUGGAACUCCCUUAUUUCUUUCUUCUCUGCCAGAGGCUUCUCCACUGGGAAAAAUCACCAAGACGCUCUUAUUGUUGAUGGCAAGCUUACCAAACUUGGCUCUAAGAGGGUGCGUGACCCUCAAGAUGCUGUUAAUGGAAGUUACUAUGUAGCAGCAGAUAAAGUUGAUGGUGAUAGUACAAGGCCACAAGCUGAAGAUUUCAACUUGGUGAAGAAUAAAAGGUUGAAGGAAAGGGACACAGGAGGCGAAGCUCUCCUUGGCCUGAGCUCCAAGAGAAAGCAGAUGUUGGAAGAUGUAAGCCUACUCAAGAAGUUAAAGAUAAAUGAAACUGAGUCAGAUAUUCAAGGAAGAGGAAAUGACCUCCCAAAAACCUUUGUACACACCCAAUUUACAUGCAGUUAUAUGAGUAAGAAUUUGAAGCGGAUGCGAGGAGAUGAGACAAUUGAAGCUUCUCCUUGCAAGAGGAUGACAUGAAGCUUCUUUUUGUUUCUUUCUCUUUUGUUCUCUUCCAUGGUUUCACCCCCUUAUAAGUUUCAUUUUUCUUUACUUCUUGUCUCCUGAUAGAUUGUCAACUUGUAAAUGGUUUUAGAUGAGGAUAUAAGCGUUGUAAGUUUGUAAAAUCUUGUAAUUUAAUUGCCUUUGAUACAAAUAUAAGGCUUUUGCUACAUAUAUAUUGCUUGAAAGGUCUUGUAAUUUAAUGGCCAUUGUUACAAAUAAAUGUUUGUGAUCUACCAGCAAUUGAUUUUCA
Molecule: messenger RNA, 1044 nt
Organism: Quercus lobata
Lineage: Eukaryota; Viridiplantae; Streptophyta; Magnoliopsida; Fagales; Fagaceae
Exons: 4
Coding region: 105-770 (221 amino acids)
Source: RefSeq, a predicted model, not a curated record